This is a messenger RNA of Aspergillus ibericus CBS 121593, 2178 nucleotides long. RefSeq lists its product as uncharacterized. The coding region runs from base 1 to 2178 and encodes 725 amino acids. The record is from RefSeq and is a predicted model, not a curated record. Gene Ontology annotation, molecular function: zinc ion binding; DNA-binding transcription factor activity, RNA polymerase II-specific. Gene Ontology annotation, biological process: regulation of DNA-templated transcription. NCBI's taxonomy places the organism in Eukaryota, Fungi, Ascomycota, Eurotiomycetes, Eurotiales, Aspergillaceae. The transcript has 6 exons.
AUGCCGACGAUAGCUACCUUUGAUGUCCGCUAUGACAAUGAGCUGGCUCAUGUUUACUAUGGGGAAGGCAGCAAGCUCUCGGAUAAGCUGCGUGAGAUCUACCAAGACAAACAUCUGGAAAUUCCCAAUGAAUUUGAUUCCACGUUGACCAGUCCCCCCAUCCACUUCAUGACGUACUGCCUGGUUAGCGCCCGUCGGGGCUCGGGCCGAUGUCCUCGACCAUUGCUUCCUUUCUUCCCCCGCCUUUCUCCAUUCUUCCUCUUCCCAACUCUCUCCAUGUCCACAACUCCGUCGUCGUCACCGGACUUGCGUCCGGUGGCCAAACGACGCAAAAUUCGAAAGGGCACCUUCUCCUGCUGGGAAUGCAAACAUCGGAAGAGACGCUGCGAGUUGGAGGCGGCCGGCGCCGCCUGUGCCUACUGCCAGGCCCGUGACAUCCAUUGUGUCGGCCAGGACCAUCCAGAUCCGAGAAGUAGUCGCAAUGAGGAUGAGCGUGUGCAGACGCGCAUUCUUCACGUCGAGAAGUUGGUGGGCCAGUUGAUCCAGCAGCGCGACCGCCGCCGACCCAGCUCGCUUGUGUCCUUACUUCCGCAUCCUAGCACAGCCAUGCGGAUCUUGACCAAAGGACGUUUCUUCAGUCUGCCUUUUCAAUCGCUUCAGUGCUUAAGCACCACUAGUGCGGAUCAGUCGGACGCAUCCACGCUACCAUUGUCGACAGCCCAUCCGAUCCAGUUUGCCCAAAAGCUCAUCCAGCUCGCCCUUGGCUUACAACAACUGGGACUUACCCCAUCCCCUCAGCCAGAGCUCCAGCUGAAUAAGCCUACAGAGAGCACGGCGCGACGCUAUCUCGAUCUUGCGACUUGCCACGUAACAUCCCACGAUGCGCUCGUAGGCUCGCUUGAUGGUCUGGAUACCCUGUUACUCCAAGCCCGCUAUCACAUCAACUCAGGGGAUUUGGGCACGGCAUGGCUGACCUUCCGCCGUGCUCUAAGUAUCGCCCAGCUGAUCGGACUUCCUUGGGGAGAUCCAAAAACGAGCAGCCGGGCCGAAUCCAUCUGGGUCCAGCUCGUCUACAACGAUCGCUUCCUGUCGCUCAUGCUCGGCCUUGGCUUUGCUGUGAAGGAUCAUGCUUUCCCGAGUGACCGGGGAUUGGAUGCAUACUCACCUCUCAGGAAGCUAUAUCGCAUCCAUGGGGUCAUCGCAGGGCAUAUUAUCUCUCGGAAUGUCCGCAUGCAGCGUCGCGGUCGGUUAUCCCAAGGAGACACAUACGAUGACUAUGGAGCAGCCCGAUCAGUACCUGUCGACUGUUGGGAAACCCCAACUCUAGACAGCACGUUAUCUGACACGGACAAAAUGGACCGGGUUUCCAUGCUCAUCACCCAAAUGCACCAGCACUACCUCUUGAUCCUCCUGCACCAACCGUACAUCAUACCUAGAUAUCCGCAGAUUACCCACGAUGCCGCACUUUCGUGUCUUGUAUUGGAUCACACAUACAGCAAACAGGUUGUCGUCCCUGCCAGUCGCGAAGUACUCAGUCGCUGUCUCGCGUUCCGCAACAUCCGCCCCAUCCUUUCCUACCGGGGACUUGAACACAAAGCCUUCACCGCAGCAGUCACACUGCUUUUGUCCCACAUCAUGGGGCACCGCUUGGGCUCUGCGAAUAUUCUGGAACACCAGCGACCUCAAGACCUAGCGACCAUUCAAAAGGUCAUUCGAACCUUGGAUGAGCUGUGUUCUACGGACGAUCCCAAUCGAGAGUCUGCGAUCGAGACAAGACGCCAACUGAGUAUGCUCCUGACUAUCGAGGCGGACGCAGCAAAUGGCGUCAAUUACACUGCAUAUAUUGAAGACGGUGUCGACACAGGCACCAUGUGCAUUACUCCGAGUCCUAGCUUGAGGUUACCUGUACCGUACUUUGGUGCCAUCUGCAUCAUGCCUGAUCCGGCAGCAGAUCUGCAGGUGGAUAGUCUUGGACCGGAAUUCUCAUGGGUAGCACAAUCUGCGCCUGGCCAUUUUGAUUGCCUGCCCGCCGACAAUAUCCUUUCGGGUACUUUCUGCGAUGGACUGGGGGUCCCCACUCCUGACUCCGGCAGCUUCAAUGCACUUCUUACAGGUUUGGACGUCGAGCUGCAGUCACCUCACCCAGAGGCAGCUCAUUCUCAGUCUUCCGAAAUUUAA